AAGCGUAUAAACAAACCAUCUCAAGUCCUUUCCUUUCCACAUUCCAUUCCGUAUGUUGUUUACAUUGAGAGAGCAAGAAGACGACGAAAAAAAAGAAUUUGAGCACAGAUCGAACAAUUGGUUUUGCUGCCAAUUGUCCCUAAGCGGUCCGGAGAGGUGGCGACCGAAAACCCAGAAAGCGAGACGCUCAACGGUCGUCUCCAAUUGUUCCUAUCGUCCUUGUUGUCGAGCCUUGGAGGAGUUUUCGGCCAUAGCCACGAAGCAGAAGAAGAAGAAGAAGAACCAGAUCCAGAGAUGGCUUCAAGAGCAAUUGUUGCUCCCAAUCCCAAAGAGGAGGGAGUUAAGCAGAAGAAUGCUCAACCGGAAGGAAAGAACCGGCGCGUGCUCAGGGACAUCGGGAACCUUGUAACCGUCCCUGCUGCAGAAGGGAAACCCCAAAAUCAGAUUCGUCGUCCUAUUACAAGGACUUUCUGUCAACAGUUACUGGCAAAUGCACAAGCGGCAGCAGAAGAGAAGAAUAAGAAGCCUCUUGCAGAAGUUGCCAAUGGUGGUGGCGCUGUUAGGGUUAAUGUGGCAAGGAAACAUGGUGGGGCAGCGAAAGUAAAACAACAUGAGCAGCCAAAACCCCUUGAAAUAAGCCCUGACAAGGAAGAGGAUAAAAAGCCUGUCACUGUCAGUGAUGGAAGAAAAUUGGGAGUAGCCUCUUCGAGGAAGAAGGGGAUCAAGACCCUAACUUCAAUCCUCAGUGCUAGAAGCAAGGAGGCUGCUGCUGCUGCUGCUGGAUCAGGGAAACCGAUAGUGAACAUCGAUGCGGCCGAUGCUUAUAAUGAAUUGGCCGUUGUUGAAUACGUUGACGACAUGUACAAGUUCUACAAGAUGUCAGAGGAUGAGAGUCGGGUUCACGACUACAUGGACUCUCAGCCUGAAAUAAAUGCAAAGAUGAGAUCAAUUCUCAUAGACUGGUUGGCUGAAGUUCAUAGAAAGUUUGAGCUAAUGCCCGAGACACUCUAUCUCACCAUCAACAUAGUGGACCGGUACCUUUCGAUGAAGACUGUGCCCAGAAAGGAGCUUCAGUUGCUUGGCAUUGGCUCAAUGCUCAUUGCCUGCAAGUAUGAAGAAAUAUGGGCGCCUGAGGUUAAUGACUUUGUGGCCAUAUCAGACAAUGCUUAUGCUAGGGAACAGAUUCUGGUCAUGGAGAAGGCUAUUCUGGGAAGGCUGGAGUGGCAUUUGACAGUUCCUACACCUUACGUCUUCCUAGCUAGAUACACGAAAGCCUCUGUCCCAGCCGAUCAAGAGCCAAUGCAGAUGGAGAACAUGGUCUUCUUCCUGGCUGAACUGGGCCUGCUGCACUAUCACACUGUUACAUUGUACUGUGCAUCCAUGAUAGCUGCUGCAGCUGUUUACGCUGCCCGGUGCACGCUCGACAGGAAGCCUCACUGGACGGGGACGCUCGAGCACCACACCGGCUACUCUGAAGAGCAGUUAAGGGAUUGUGCAAAGCUGUUGGUGAGCUUCCACUUGGAUGCGGUGGAGAGUAGCAAGCUCAGGGCUGUGUUCAGGAAGUAUUCAAGUCCAGAGAGAGGCUCUGUUGCUUCGUUACGUCCAGCAAUGAGCCUCUUGGCUUUGGUCGCGUCCUCAUCUCCUAAUUCUGAAUGAAGUAAUUAAAUCUUUGGAAUUUGAGAUUUAUUAGCCUUUUUUAAGCUAAGCUAAAGCUAAGCUAGUAGAAGAAAAAGAGAUCAUGGUGUGCCUUUAUGAUCUCUCACUCUCAUCUCUUGUUUCUUUUUUUGACAAAUAGACUUUGAUGAUGAUGUGAACAGCUUGUUUCAACAAAUCUUAUGAAUGAAUGCAGAUGACUGGCGUUUAUUAUUCU
Molecule: messenger RNA, 1870 nt
Organism: Diospyros lotus (date-plum)
Lineage: Eukaryota; Viridiplantae; Streptophyta; Magnoliopsida; Ericales; Ebenaceae
Product: G2/mitotic-specific cyclin S13-7
Exons: 9
Coding region: 295-1656 (453 amino acids)
Biological process (GO): regulation of cyclin-dependent protein serine/threonine kinase activity; mitotic cell cycle phase transition
Cellular component (GO): centrosome; cyclin-dependent protein kinase holoenzyme complex; nucleus
Molecular function (GO): cyclin-dependent protein serine/threonine kinase regulator activity
Source: RefSeq, a predicted model, not a curated record